UCCGGUCGUGAGUCGUAGCUUUGAUAGAUUGCGUUUUUCUUCGGGAGAAAAGUCACAAGACUGAAGAAAUUGGGGUAGCCCCCUUGCUGCCAUUGGAGCGUUGACAAUGUUGACAGACAUGAGGCACUGGGAGAAGUAUGCGUUUGUCUGCCUACUUCUACUUACUUUGUUCCAAUCCGGUUCCAGUUCUGCAAUAAGUGGGUCAAAUGUCUGUCAUCGCCAGAUUUCCUAUGAAUGUCAGGAGUCCUAUACUGAAAGUUUCAACGCCGCUUGCGGCUUUUUGGGAUGGAACACCUGCGUAAGAUACCGAACAGCGUACCGACCGGCAACUUGUUACCGUGACGAGACCUACUGUUGUUCCGGAUACACACUGGUUGGAGGAAGUUGUGUUAGUGCUGGGAACUGUGUGCCAGUACACGGAGGUUGGUCGGUGCCGGUUGAAACGAGAAGGCCCGGUUCUCCCCGUUGUGGCGCCACGAUUGUGACUGUAACCCGUUCCUGUAACAACCCGGCUCCGGACUGCGGUGGAGACACAUGCCCGGGACCAGCGACGUACUGCGAACGAAGACAAACCCCAUGUCCAACAUUUUGGGGAUUUGGAGGCUUCUUCGGGAUAUUCUUGAUAAUGGGGAUGUUUGGUGACCCUCAUUUCUCAACAACCGACAUGAAAACCUACACCUUUAACGGCCACGGAGAAUACACGCUUGUGAAUGCACUGGAUGGAGAAUUCCUUCUACAAGGCAGGACACGAAGGGCCGUCGACUCUGACGGUUUAGAAACCGCCGCCACAGUCCUCAGUGCUGUUGCUACCAAGAUGUCUACUUCGUCUUCUGUUCAAGUCAACCUGGAAGAAAAUGAGCUCCACCUGUUUGUUGACAACAUGCGUAUCCAAGAGUUCAAUGACCUGGCAGACGAGGAGAUGCUCUCCUUCACCAACGUGCGCGUCUCCAAAGGAAUGGGAGGAUCUGUUGUGGCCGAGUUCUCAUCAGGUGCCAGGGUAGAGGUUUACCAAGAGACUGGAGUCCUUGCAAUGUCGAUGCAUCUUACGGAUGACUACGUGGGCCAGACGAAAGGGCUGAUGGGAGUUUGGAAUGGAGACCCGGAUGAUGACUUCACUCGCCCGGAUGGAACGAUCCUCAGUACCAACGCCACUGAUGAGGAAAUAUACGACUGGGGACUGCUAUGGGAGAUUACUGAGGCCGAGAGUAUCUUCUACUAUGGAAACAACAGCUACGCUGACUUCCGCAACCAGGACCCGUCCUACCGCCCCAUCUUUGAUCCGGUGUUUGACGAUCCUGAACUUGAACGAGAGGCAAGGGAAGUCUGCGGUGACAACAAAGUGUGCUUGUUUGAUGCAUCUGUUACCAAAAAUGUCACCAUUGGACUGGGAACCUUGACUGCUCAAGAGCGGAACCUCCAGAUUGGCGAAAGUCUUGUGAAUUCUCCUCCAAUCAUCGAAGGCCCAGUCAGCUUAAAUGUUAGUGUCGGAGACGUCGUGAGUUUCUCCUUCACUGCCACCGACCUGAAGGGCGACCCUGUCACGGUAGCUGCGGAAACCCUUCCGCCGGGAGCAACAUUUGAGUAUGGCGGCAACACGGCAACAGUCACGUGGAAUGUCGUUGACGAUGACGGUCCGGCAAUGAACUUCUCCGCGACCAAUUCCCGUGACCAGACCACUCUCUACACCCCACAAGUCAACCUGUGUAAAUGUCAAAACGGCGGCGACUGUGACUUCGGCACUCUGGCUGAUGGGGAGGAUCCAGACGGAGAUCUGCGUGUGGUCGCCUGUCAGUGCCCAUCUCCAUAUACAGGUCAGUUCUGCGAAGACUUUAAUGAGUGCGAGGCCGGCACAGACGACUGUGGAGAAAACGCUGCUUGUGUGAACGGAUCUGGAGCAUAUCGCUGUGAAUGUGAGCCCGGCUUCUAUCCCAAUCCCAAUGACACGUCGUGCCAAGACUGUCCCUAUGGAUACAGGGGAUACAUGGGUAACUGCUACCGCUUCUGGGGCGGGAAGAACGCUCAGAACUACAGCGGUGCCAGACAGGUGUGUCAGGAGAACGGAGGGGACAUCUACAUGUGGAGGAGCGCUGCUGCUGUCGCUGCACUCAAGAGGAAACUGAAAAGCGACCACUCCCCAAGUCUGUGGGUAGGCCUGAGUGAUGAGGACCUGGAGGGAACCUUCCUGUGGGCUGACGGCCUGGCUUUGGGCGGGAACGACUUCACCGACUGGUCUCCCAACCAACCGCGCAACACGGCUGAGAAGGACUGCGUCGUCGGACGGAGGGUCCACUGGUACCGCUGGAAGGUCGUGCCCUGCAGCUACAGGAGGGCCUUCAUCUGUCAAUCACCACGGGCUCUGUGAGAACAGUAUGGCGUGGCAACAGUAUUCUCUUUCUUUCUUUU
Molecule: messenger RNA, 2403 nt
Organism: Branchiostoma floridae (Florida lancelet)
Lineage: Eukaryota; Metazoa; Chordata; Leptocardii; Amphioxiformes; Branchiostomatidae
Product: mucin-like protein
Exons: 16
Coding region: 107-2362 (751 amino acids)
Molecular function (GO): calcium ion binding; protein binding
Source: RefSeq, a predicted model, not a curated record